AGAAAGAAACUCAUCUUUUCUGUGUUCAGCACAGUCGUCCCCCCAUGAGUUAGAAGUCUUUGCAUGCCUAAUGUCCACACAGCAAAGCCAAGGAGGACCCAGCUCUUCUUCUCCUUGCAGCCACUCUUCUCUGCAGUCACCCUAAUCCCCAUCUCUACCCCCUGCUGGGUAGACAGCGGAUGACAGACAGGAGACUCUUACCUGACUGAUAGGUGGCGUCUCUCCAGCGCAGGAACCUCCGCCGGCCCGUUCUGUCUCCCCGGGGCAGUUCUCUGAUGUGGGUGGAGAUGCUUUGCCAACCAGUUCCGAAGCCUGAUUUAAGAUUCGGGCGAAGAAAUGAAGCAUCAACUCCCGCGUCUCACUUACCGGCUCUGGCUGCUGUCCAGCUUCUCUGCGGCGUCCCUUCUUCCCCUUCGGACCCAGGCCUCAAAGGCUGCCCCCCGCUCCUCCCAACUUCACUCAGCCUCAGCGAUGGCUCUCCAGGACGUGUGCAGGUGGCAGUCCCCGGACACCCAGGGGCCAUCCCCGCGCUUGCCUGCGGCUGGCGGCUGGGCUGUGCCCCGGGGCUGCGACCCUCAAACCUUCCUGCAGACCUAUGGCCCCAGGCUGGCUCAUGGCACCACCACCCUGGCUUUUCGCUUCCGUCACGGUGUCAUUGCCGCCGCUGACACUCGUUCCUCCUGCGGCAGCUAUGUGGCCUGUCCAGCCUCCCGAAAGGUCAUCCCCGUGCACCAGCACCUCCUGGGUACCACCUCUGGAACCUCUGCUGACUGUGCCACGUGGUAUCGGGUGCUACAGCGGGAGCUGCGGCUCCGGGAACUGAGGGAAGGUCAGCUGCCCAGCGUGGCAGGCACAGCCAGGCUCCUGUCAACCAUGCUGUCCUGCUACCGGGGCCUGGAUCUGUGUGUGGCCACUGCCCUGUGCGGCUGGGACCACUCGGGCCCCGCUCUCUUCUAUGUCUACAGCGAUGGCACCUGUCUGCAGGGGGACGUCUUCUCUGUGGGCUCUGGGUCUCCGUAUGCCUAUGGCGUGCUUGACCGUGGCUACCGCUAUGACAUGACCAUUCAGGAAGCCUACACCCUGGCCCGCUGCGCUGUGGCCCAUGCCACCCACCGUGACGCUUACUCAGGGGGCUCAGUGGACCUUUUCCACGUUCGAGAGACUGGGUGGGAGUAUGUGUCCCGCAGCGAUGCCUGUGUGCUGUACAGGGAGCUGCGGGAAGCCCCCGACUCGGAGCAGGAGGCGGAAGCCAGUCCAGUCCACCCUGAGCCUGUUGGGCCGCAAGACACUGAAGAAGGGGGAGGACUCUUGGUGGAGCCAGAGGAGGUGACCCCAGAAGACGACAGGAUAAUAGCAAAGACUGGAAUGAUGUGAGAAAGGACAGAACUGGGGAGACCCAGACAGGGCGGGCGGGUUGGGGAACGAGGCUGCCCUGGCAGGGUUAAUUCUGGAAGCAGCCUCGUGGCAUCUGGCUCUGGCCCUUCUGGGUUGCCUGCUUUAUUUAAGUCCCUAUCCUUUCUGCCUCCCAAAGCGAUUGACAUCCCUGCCCGACAUGGCGUGAUGAUGCCCGGUGGAUGGUAUGGCCUCUCCUGUCUCUAGACGGACAUACCAAACACUUGUUGCGUGCCUGCUGCGUGCCCACUGCCCUGCUGUGUGCCAGACUCUUUUUGGUCGUCCCAUCCCAGUCUCUGUUCUCAUUUUGGUCCUUAUCUGUCAGAGUCUUUGUCUCUCUCUCUCCUGGUCACUUCUCACCUUGGUCAGGCAGGCCAGCAGCGAGAGAGAGAGCAGCCCUUCUCAGAAAGACUUGGAAGCCCCGAAGGCUGCAGGGCCUAGUUCAGGUAUAGUGGUGAUGGGCUCGUCUCUGCUGCCCGCCUGCCGUGACCAUGAUGACUGUAAUAAUUCCUCCCUUCUGUACUGAGUGCAGUUCUCAUGACAGCUUUUGGAAGCAUGAUCCUGUACUGAAUCGGGAUCAGGUCUAGAGAGGUAUGGGACUUACCAGGUUAUGGUAGGGUGACAACAUUGUAGGCUUAGAUACACUCAACCCUUCCUGGGCUCUCUGUGCGUAUUUCUCUCCCAGUCCCCACUGUUUUGCCCCCCACCUUUUGUUUUUUUGAGACAAGGUUUGUCUAUGUAGCUUGGGUGCCUGUCCUGGAUCUUGCUCUGUAGACCAGGCUGGCCUUGAACUCACAGAGAUCCGCCUGGCUCUG
This is a messenger RNA of Peromyscus maniculatus bairdii (prairie deer mouse), 2207 nucleotides long. It is a transcript of the gene Psmb11, whose product is annotated as proteasome subunit beta 11. Gene Ontology annotation, cellular component: proteasome core complex; cytoplasm. The record is from RefSeq and is a predicted model, not a curated record. Gene Ontology annotation, molecular function: threonine-type endopeptidase activity. NCBI's taxonomy places the organism in Eukaryota, Metazoa, Chordata, Mammalia, Rodentia, Cricetidae.